UAGCCUGCCUGAAGAUCCUCCGCCCCUCGUAAUCUAGGUUCCAGGAAGUAGCUCGUCAUGAAAUCUUGUUCAGACUAUCUACAAUCUCUGCAACUAGCAUGUAUAUUCCAUUUACGGUUAGGUUUUUUUCAGCGUAUACUUACUAUCCGGCUUGCAAAUGUUUAACGUUAACGCAAUAAUAACUGACUUGGAAGAAAUACGGAAAGGAAGGACAUUUAGGAUUUUCAAACAUCGGGGUUCAUUCAGGUCUCUGAGGUUAUUCUGAAAAAUACUGACAACUGAGGAUUCGUGCUGAACGUGAACCUAAAUAAGUCGCAUCAUAUACGUUUAACGUUAUAUUAAUGCAAAGAGUAAAAACACUAGUUUUAUUAAUUGUUUGGUAAACGAGAGCUAGCUGUCAGCAGAAUAAUACUGACCCUCUUAACCUAGCAGCUAGAACUAACGGUAGUAACGUUACUGUAUGCUAAUGCUAGCCAAACAGACCCUAGCAAACUAACUUGGGCUAGUCGGCUAACGUAUUGGCUUUGCUAGACAUUCUCUGAUGUAAACAAGUAAAUAUGACACCAAUGUCACGGAAACAGCAACACGGCUGCAUUAAUUGGCUUUGUGAAGAAAACCUUGCUAUGCGGAAAGAGCUGUUUUUCAACUUCCUAGACAGGUAGGAUAACGUGAUGCAGGGGUGAAGCAGCAAUAAGCCGUGCGACGUUGAAAGCUAAGGUUGUGUUAGCUAGUCAGUAGCUGCUAGCUUCUGAAAUGAAUCAAAUUAUGAUUUGUUACAUUAACGUUAGCACGUUUUCGUUCGUGCUGUUUAAGCACACAACAACGCCUCUGUGAAUUGCAUUUGUGUAAUGAAUUGGUUACAUUAGCUCUAGACACACAGAUACAAAAUGUCAGUUAACGUCAAACAGUAAUGUUAGUGAAACCUAGCUGACUUCGAUAGUUAGUUGCCAACGUGAAACGUUCAAGCGCAAUGUAACUUUAAGUGGAGAACUGCCCAGUGUUGAGAGGAAUAAUGUUAACGUUAUUAAAAACACACACUGCUAACGUGUUAACUUUGUACGCCUUACUGGGCACCCUAACGUUACCUGUCUUUACGGUCAUGAUUUCUAGAAAGGUGUGGUAAGAGACGCACUUUGAUGUUCAUUAUCACGCUUAUCAAACAUCAUUAUCAAACAUCAAUUGCUUAACGUUAGUGAAGGUGUUACUUUAUUUACUUUAUUUCAGUAACGUAAACUCAUGUCAGUUCCAUUGAGCAGACCUUUGCUUCAUAUAACGUUAAAACUGUUGUAGUGUCAGUUAGAGCAUGGAGGGAUGCCCUGAUGACAAGCAGAAUCAUGUUCAGUAAAGCCUCAAAUAAGGACAAGAAGUCCGGCUUCAGUAAGAAGCUUUUUCGAAGAGGCUCUUCUCGGGCGGUUGGCAGUUUUAUGAGCAGGGUCUUGAAAACACUUACAACUCUAUCUCAUUUUGGCUCAGAGUUACAAGUUACAGAUGGGGACAAAGAUGAUGGAGGAUUUACCUCCUUUAAUAGUGAGGAUAAAGGGUCAGUUGCUUUGGACUACAGUGACAGUGGAAGUUAUCUUAGUCAGGACAAGGUUCCUGGAGUGUCAGGACUGAAGAACCAUGGAAACACCUGCUUUAUGAAUGCAGUUCUUCAGUGCCUAAGCAACACAGAACUCUUUGCUGAGUACUUGGCUUUGGAACAGUACAAAGGAGAGGAAGCCAAUGAGGACAAACCAAAGACUAAUGGGAUACAUUUGCAUGGGAAAACUCCUCAGGACAGAUGUGAGGUGACACAGCAGCUCUCUGGAUUAGUACGAGCUCUGUGGACAUUUGAAUAUACCCCACAGCACAGCCGGGCAUUCAAAAGUGCUGUCUCCAAGAAUGCCAUGCAAUACAGGGGCAACGCUCAGCAUGAUGCCCAGGAGUUCCUUUUGUGGCUUCUUGACCGAGUACAUGAAGACCUCAACAACAUUGUUCAGUCCAGUGGUGGACCCUCUAUUAAGCCUCCUGUGGAAGAACAUGACUCUUCAGAAGGACCGUCUCCAUCGCUUUCAACUGGUUCUUUUGUCCAGGAACUUUUUCAGGCCCAGUAUAGGUCCUCACUCACCUGCCCUCACUGCCAGAAGCAGAGUAACACAUUUGAUCCUUUUAUGUGCAUCUCAUUGCCAAUUCCUCUACCACACACAAGGCCCCUCUAUGUGACCGUUGUGUACCAGGGAAAGUACUCUCAUUGCAUGAGGAUUGGUGUGGCUGUUCCACUCCACAGCACCGUCUCCAGACUGAGACAAGCAGUGUCACAAGAGACCAAGAUUCCUCAAGAUCAGUUUGUUUUGACUGAAAUGUAUUACGAUGGUUUCCACCGCUCAUUUUGUGAUGAUGAAGAUGAUCUUGACAUCAUUCAAGAAAGUGACUCAGUCUUUGCUUUUGAGACCCCUGAGGCAUUUCGAUUAGAAAACAUUCGCUCUAAACGAGGUAGCCUUUUGGCAAAUUUGAAUCAGAACAAUCUGACGUAUAACCCAGAGAACGUCAGGAGCCCAUCCUUUAUGCAAGGAGUGGCGAACCCUGCCUCACCCAACAAGAACACAGCUACUGACAAGAUGAUCCUACUCAUCUGCAACCGAGCCUGUACAGGCCACCAAGGAAGACGGUUUGGUCUUCCUUUUGUGCUGUACAUGGACCGAACUGUGACCUGGGAUGUCUUACAGAGGGAAAUCCUGGAAAAGAUGCGACACCUUCUCAGGCCAGGAGUUUACAUCCAGGUUGGACCCUUCAGCUUGCGAGUUGUAGGUGUGGUGGGCAUCACCUAUUUGUUACCGCAGGAGGAGCAGCCUUUGUGCCACCCUACUGUAGAGAGAGCAUACAAGUCAUGUGGUCAGGGUGGACCUCCACAUGUGAAGAUUGUGGUGGAGUGGGACAAGGAAACAAAGGACUAUUUGUUUGGACAUAUGGAGGAAGAGUAUAUUCCUGAUGCUGAGAGUGUAUACCUUCACAGAGAGCAACAUCACCACCCUCAGGCCUGCACCCUUGCUCAGUGUUUCCAGCUCUACACCAGAGAGGAACAGCUGGCUCCAGAUGAUGCCUGGCGCUGCCCACACUGCAAACAGCUGCAGCAAGGCCGAAUCAAGCUAAGUUUGUGGACUCUACCUGAUGUCCUUAUCCUACAUCUCAAGAGAUUCAGACAGGAGGCAGACCGCAGAGUGAAAAUGCAGAAUAUGGUGAGGUUCCCUCUCCUUGGCAUGGACAUGGCACCCCAUAUGGUAAAGAGGAGUCAGAGCAGCUGGAGUCUUCCCUCUCAUUGGUCACCAUGGAGACGACCAUAUGGCCACAACCCAGAUGACUACUUGUAUGACCUCUAUGCUGUGUGCAACCACCAUGGCAAUAUGCAUGGGGGCCACUACACAGCAUACUGUAAAAACUCUAUUGAUGGUCAGUGGUACUGCUUUGAUGACACUGAGGUACAACCAAUUGCUGAUGAGGACGUCUGUCAACAAACAGCCUACAUUUUGUUUUACCAAAGAAGGACCAUCAUUCCAUCGUGGUCAGCCAACAGUUCUGUUGCAGGUUCAACAAGUUCAUCAUUAUGUGAACAUUGGGUAAACAGACUUCCAGGCAGUAAACCUCCUAGUCUGGCAUCAGGGGCUUCUUCUCGACGCACGUCCUUGGCCUCACUUGCGGAAUCAAUGGAGUUCCCUGGAGAUCGCAGUGAGGAUGACGGAGGCUUUUCAACUCGACCUUUCGUGAGGAGUAUUCAACGGCAGACCUUAUCUUCUCGAUCCUCAGUCACGAGCCCUCUCGCCUUCAAUGAGAAUGGUAUGAAGACCUCCUGGUCUCUUUCAGCCAAACUACAAAUGAGGUCUAACUCUCCAUCCCGCUUCUCCCUUGACUCUCGCGCCUCCCCUCCAUUGGAGAGAAUUGGGGAAGCUUGUGAUGACAAAGUGUCUACUUCUUGCUUUGGCAGCUACAGCCGUCAAGAUCGACACGUCAACAGCAAGGCACCUCUUGCUACCGUGGAGGCCUAUGGUAGUGAGGGAGGAAAUGGCCAGAGAACUCUGGAAGACGCCUAUUGUAGGAGUUCCAAAGGUGAACAUGUUGACAACAAUAGUCAAGUCACCGUUCACGAUCAAGGCAAAAACAUAACCCCAGUUAAAGAACACAAACGUAAAGGAAGCUCUGGUGAAAAACAUAGGUGUGCUGGUAAUGGAACCAAAAAGAAUUCUAAUAAGACUGAUUUGGAGAAGGCUUCUAAAAAACUUCAUAGUUCAUCUUUAACAACAAAGUCCCCUUCUCAAGUGUCUUCCAGCUCUCCACUUAAGAGUGCCAAAGUCACCAACACCAACAAAGAUUCUAUGAAGAUUGUGAAGGGGGUGCCCUCCCGGCGGCUUGAAUCUUCCUGUGACCAAAAGACAGCAGCUCAGGGGACGCAAUGUAAGGUGCACCCUUCCUCCACACCACAGCCCUCUGUGUCUCAUACUGUAACUGCCAAGAAAAGCUCUUUUAUAUCUGAGAGGAUAUCUGUUAACAGCAAAAAGAAUCUUAGUGAGAGGACUUUUAACAGAGAUGCAACCCAGUUGAACUCUCCUUUAGAUAAACCUAGAGGUAGUGGGAUUCAGCGCAGCUUUCAGCCCCAGGGUGCUGAUAGGGAACGAAUGGAGCAGAAGCCAGUGAAGAGUUCCAGCAGCAGCUCUUCAGUUACUAGUCUGCGUUCUGCCAGUCUUUCAUCCAGAGACCUGAACCACAGCAGCAAAUCAGAGGACAAAGGACUGUCAUUCCUGAAAAGUGCACUUCGCCAAAGAGAGAUCCGACGAUCUGCUGAUUUAGGCAAAACUACCUUGCUUACAAAGAAGACCUCUGAAAGGACAGCCAGGUCCAAUAUCCAAACUAAAGGAUGUAGUAUGGAUGCUGAUAAAGUAUCUUCAGGACCCUCCCUAGUGACCUCUCUGGAAAGCAAUCCAAGUAAAAUUGCUACUAAACAGAAAGUGUCCUCCAAAAUCACCACCCCAGUUAAACGCUCUCUUUUGCCAGUUAGUAAGUCAAUGUCUUCCGCCACAGAGACCACUGAUCAGACUUAUAGUGGAAAAAAGCCUCUUGAAAGGAAGUAAUCCUCUAGAAAGCCUUGUUCCAGCAUGCAAUCCUCUGUACAGCCUACACUCUUGACACCUCAAUGAUGUUUAAAUGCCAGUUUUUUCUAAUGCAGCUAAUUUUUAUGUGCCUGAGAUAUUGUGUUGAUAUACAUGUGUGUUUGUGUUAUUAUGUAGCAAGCGCCUUUCCUACCAUUGAAACGGAUCAUUGGCUAUGAAAAGGUGUAAUAGGUCGAAAUCAAAUUACAGCACACUCUAUAAAAGCAAGUCUCAAUUGUAGUUCUGCUUUCAGACCCUAAUUUAAUUACUCAAGGGGCCAAAUCAACGUAAAAAUUGGCAUGUGUAUGUUCUUGGUAAACGUCCCCACAGAAAGCGUGCCUACGAUGAACUUCAAAAUUCCCUUUGUGCACAUCCUACCAUGUGUGUCACAUAUUGUGUUUAAAGUUAAAUUAGAACAAAUAUGUAAAAAAAAUAAAGCAAAGGGAAAAUGUAUACAGUAUAUUGACAAUAUAUUCUUACUGAGAUCUCAUAGUUCUCUAUUUUGCUUUUUGUUCCAUACACGGCAAAGUAAUAAUCAGUAAUCCAGUUGUGCUACAGUAAUAAUUUAGGUAUUGAUUUGAUACAGGUUUAAUGCUUGUAUUUCAGAAUGAGUACAUUCAAUUAUGCCAAUUACAUUGGAAAACCUUACAUGGCUGCAGAACACAUUUUAUAACAAUAACAGGCUUACAAAUAUGAGAAUUUCUGACCAUUUAGCCUACUUCACUGUUCCUUCAUCACUGUUCUUCUUGACAUUGCAAGGUUGAAAGUGUCAAAAUAGUCAAAUACACCCCUCCCUUUAGUGCUUUUUUGUUGUUGAUUCCCACAUGCUCCAAGUUUAUUACCUGUAAGCUUACAGGUACUGGUAACUUUACUCUUACAAAGAUAAAGAUACUUCAGUUUGUCUGCAGAGACCCUCUCCAUAGUAGCAUAGACGUGUAAUGAGUGUUGAGUCUAGUUAAUGAAGAGAGCAAUUUACUUUGACAUAGUGAAGAUGCCCUUAAAGGCUAUGCUAUGUAUGUGGUAUUCAGUUGUAAAUGCAUAUUAUACUCAACACUGCACCGAUUGAUGUCGUUUUGGUCCCAAACAAAAAUUUAGGUUGUUUAGCUAGGUUGUUGUUAGACCGAAGUUUCCUUUUAGCUGACAUCGGUGGGUUUUACAGGCCAAUUAAGAAAAUGUGUUUUGAUAUAGGUAUAUAUAAAGUACACAAGAAUUUCCAUGAGAACCUUAAACAACCUUAUGUAAUCCUUUGCAACUGAUAACCAGAACUCAUACGGUGUUCUUGUGGUGAAAGAAGCUUGUAGUGUCCUGUCACUGGAAAGCUUGAACAGCACAUCUUCAAGCUCAGAAAGUGGUUGCAAAAGAAUCGAUCUAAGCCUGGAUUGUGAACAAGAAAAUGGAAUUCUGUGGUAAAAAGGUCCCAUUGGGUUGAUCCUGUGUCAAUGUACAAAAAAAGGGGAGAAAUGCAUAAAUACAUAUAAAUGCAAUGCAUAAAUACAUACACAUACAUAUACUGAAUAUUAAUUUCAUCAUUAUGGCCCAAUCCUAUUUUUCCCUUUUACCCUACCACUUCAACUAAAAUCACAGGGUUCCUCUGUUUUACGAGGUAGAGGUGUCCCAAUGCAUUUUGGACAGAGGAGUAGGAUGAAGUGUUAGGGCUGAAUGGCCCUUCAAAUUAAGACCACACUUUGCACACAUACACAGAAGCCUAUGAAUGUUAUUGUAACUUCACAUUAAUCAUGAAAAAAAAUGUCAAUCUGUCGGAAUGUCUUAGUCUAAUGUAGAUGCAAAGGAAUAUGCAUGUGUAUCAUUAUUACAGUACAUGCAUUUCAGAAAAUACCUAUUUACGAUACAAUAAAAAUUUGUGUUAAAGAUGUGAUGAGGUUACACGUAUUUUCAUUUACAGAGAAUGAAGUAGAAGAGUUUGGUUUUUUACACUUCCCCAUUCAUUCGAUACAUAGAAAGUUUUGUGAGCUUCACAUUCCAUCAGAAUAUCUGAGUUUAGAUGUAGAUGCAAAGGAAUAUGAAAUUGAGUUGUUAUAACAAGCAUUUCAGAAAAAAAAACAUCUUUGUCCAUUAUAACAGAACAUUCAAUGUGUGAGUGAAUAGGCUACAUUUACAUUUAAAAUAUUUUUCAAUCUUUGUUCUUGAAGCAUGUGCCUAUUUUGACUAGACUUCUUCAGUACAAUGAUGUGCUGGAUAGAUUUGGUAGCUCUCAUUCUCUCACUCAUUUUCACUCCCAUUUUGACACUUGCUACACCAUACAUUACUCCUAGCAGUAAUGGGGGGUAAUUCAACUUGUCCCAAAGAAAUUAGUAGUCCAAAUGUUAGUAAUAUGAGGAUGAAGCAGUAAAGUAAUGUGUUACUCUGGGUUAGAUGGUUAAUAGCCCUAAAAUGCAACAUUUCAUUUUGGUAUAUAUAUUUAUUUGUACAUGGGGGGAUGUGCUUUUGUUAUGACACAUGGCACACAUGUAACCUUCCGUUCAAGUCAGUUCAGCUCAAGUGUAAUAAGCUACCAAGGUUACCGAUUCAAUAACCAGCACUGUUUUUGCUUGUGAAUAACCUUGUAAGUUCCUGCAGAUUUCAGUAGAUACUUUGUUUACACUGUCUGAUGCUAUCAUCAAAAUGAGUGAUGACCCCCAACAUAGAAUUUGGUCCCUGUCAUCAGACAUGGUACCUUGUGUCACUUAAAUGUCACUUAUUAAUAUGUAGGCACACCUUUAAACUUAACAUUUAUAUGCCCACAGAACACUAGCACAUUCCCACAGGCUUCCAUUUCUAAAAGCAGUUCCCAACUUGACAAGACCACCAUUCACCAUUGCACUUUUAUGUCCAUCCAAGGGGAAAAUGACGAAUGUAUGUAUGAGUGUUGGUGUCUUUCUACACAUUAGUAAUCUCAAAAGAGGUAUGUUACAAUGCAAAACAUACUAUUGUACUUAUACACUACUCAAUGUAUUGGAAUGCUACAGUAUGACUCAACACUUUUUGUGUGUAAUAACAUUUUCUGUUUUGUUUGCAAUUAUACAAAUAUUACAUGAAUUUCAAGGAUACUCUUUUUUGUUUUAAAUUAUAUUAGGUGAAAUGACUGAACAUUUUUCUGCAAUUUAAGGCAUAGUAUUUCAAUAGUGCUGCACAUAGUAGUCAAAAUGAUCAAAUGCAAAUGUCAGACUUACUGUUUUUAGCUAUCAAAAUGUUGGCACAUUCCUUUAUCCCUUUGUUUAUAAAUCAGUAUAAUGUUAUAAUGUAUAAACAAUAACAUGUUACUGUAUAACAGAUGGCAAAGUUUUAGGUCUUAAGUUAUUUCCAGUGAUAUGAGUAAGAUAUUUGAUGUAGUCAUGGCAGCCUUUGUAAUGAUGUUACUACGUUAGUAUGUGAAAUGUUGUAGCCUCCCAUUAGAGCUGUCAUGUGAUAUAAUGGUUAACAUAACAUGAUAUAUUUGGACAUUGCCAGUUAUUCUGACUAGUGACAAAAUUUGGGCCCUACAUGUUCAUAUGUAAGCUAAUAAAGAGACUAUUUUGUAUUAUUA
This is a messenger RNA of Alosa alosa (allis shad), 8640 nucleotides long. RefSeq names its product ubiquitin specific peptidase 31 (gene usp31). The record is from RefSeq and is a predicted model, not a curated record. Gene Ontology annotation, molecular function: cysteine-type deubiquitinase activity. The transcript is spliced from 16 exons. The coding region runs from base 1320 to 5099 and encodes 1259 amino acids. NCBI's taxonomy places the organism in Eukaryota, Metazoa, Chordata, Actinopteri, Clupeiformes, Clupeidae. Gene Ontology annotation, biological process: protein deubiquitination.